Uloborus diversus is the source of this 1657-nucleotide messenger RNA. RefSeq names its product corticotropin-releasing factor receptor 1-like. Gene Ontology annotation, biological process: cell surface receptor signaling pathway; adenylate cyclase-modulating G protein-coupled receptor signaling pathway. Gene Ontology annotation, molecular function: peptide hormone binding; G protein-coupled peptide receptor activity. Gene Ontology annotation, cellular component: plasma membrane. Bases 131 to 1465 code for a protein of 444 amino acids. The transcript is spliced from 12 exons. The record is from RefSeq and is a predicted model, not a curated record. Lineage: Eukaryota; Metazoa; Arthropoda; Arachnida; Araneae; Uloboridae.
GUUUUUCAGAAUACUAUUCAAAGAACAACCUUGAUUUUCUAAAUGGAGAAAGACAGCUUGCACCGAACAAUUUUUCCUUAUAUUUGUGAAAAGACAGAAUUCGUUAAUCUUCUUUAAAUAAUAAAUCAGGAUGCAAAGUGAUGAAGUUUAUAUUGGCAACUUAGUUCUAUCGACAACCCUUAAAGAAUGCGAUACGAAUCACACGGGGCUUAAGGGUUCCUGCCCACCGGUAUGGGACAAUAUGCUUUGUUGGCCAUCCGUGGGGGGUGGAAAGACAGCUUGGAUGUCUUGCUGGCAAGUCUGGCAGCACUAUUCUUCCCUGGAUGUCAAGCAAGUCGCUUUUCCACCAGAGGCCAAAGCAUACAGGAUAUGUGGUAAUGAUGGAAACUGGCUUUUGGGGAACUGGACUAACUACAGUGAAUGUGAGAAUUUUACAACGGAUAGCCCAAAAGCUCCCUUGACAGUGAGCCUUAUUCUAUUGAUUUGCUCUUUGAUAUCGCUGCUUUUCUUAACUGUAACCAUCUUCAUCUUCUUUUAUUUCAAAUCUCUGCAAUGUUCCAGGCUUCGCGUUCAUCGGAACCUUGUUGUAGCUCUCAUAAUCCAUGCAUUGAUGCUAGUAGUCAUCACUUUACCUGUUGUAGGAGAAUCAAGUAUACCUUCAUACAGGGAGAUAAACUGGCUUUGCAAAGCCCUCCUUUCAGUGAAGAUGUAUGCAGCUUUAUCGAGUAUCAACUGGAUGUUCGUUGAAGGAAUGCUCCUGCACAGCCGGAUAACCACCAACAUAUUCCAAAAAGAUGCUCCGUUCAAGCUUUAUUAUCUCAUUGGAUGGGGAAUACCUUUUAUCGUAAUCCUAUCGUGGUGUUACGUGAUGAGCACGGAGUUGAACACAGAUUGCUGGGAAGGCUACGGAAGGUCCCUUUAUGUAUGGAUUAUUACUGGUCCAAUGAUAGGAGCGCUGGGAAUUAAUUUUAUCUUCUUAAUCAAUAUUGUGCGUAUUCUGGUGACAAAAAUGAAGACUAGUUCAACUUUUGAAAUUGUUCAAAUAAGACGAGCAAUGAAAGCCACUGCAUUGCUCUUCCCGCUCUUGGGCAUCACCCACUUGCUGUUCUGCGUGAACCCGCGAGACGACAGCAAACUGGAAGAAGCCUACAUGAUCACGAACGCCACUCUGCAAUCUUCGCAGGGAAUUUUCGUGUCAAUCCUGUAUUGUUUUAUGAAUGUUGAGGUGCAGACGGUUUUGCGCAAGGCGUACGUAAGGGCCGCUCUGCGUCGUAACCCCAACCACCGCUACACCUGGAAGUCGAGGGCAUCCCAGACCAGCACCUACGUCUCCAACUGCGACACAACCACCACCGUUGGAUCCAUGUCGGUCUACAUGUCCAGGGACGGAAGACACUUCGAAGCGCGAAAACUGGUGCCGGCUCGAAGGUGGGACCUCAACUUCAUGAACGCUAGUGAAGUGUAAGAAGUUUUAUAUGGUGACUGGAUGAACUCUGCUAAAGCAUCAAACUUGAAUAUCAUCUUCUGCACAGUACACCAAUUUUCGUUCAAAAACCGAUUGGAAAAGUGGCGUUGAGAAAUAUGUGCAUGAUAUUUUCAGCAGCUUCAUUAAAAACAUUGCGCAAAAUUUUUCUUAUUUUUUCCCCAUUAUCAGCAU